Meira miltonrushii is the source of this 800-nucleotide messenger RNA. RefSeq lists its product as uncharacterized. The transcript has a single exon. The record is from RefSeq and is a predicted model, not a curated record. Lineage: Eukaryota; Fungi; Basidiomycota; Exobasidiomycetes; Exobasidiales; Brachybasidiaceae. The coding region runs from base 268 to 750 and encodes 160 amino acids.
AGGGUUAGAAUGACUUCCUUGCGCCAACUUGUAAGCUCUAUUGAGUCCAUGCCGAAAUGUUGGCGUUAAAGGGGGAAAGGUGGCAAGGAAGUAUACAACUUGAAAAGAAAAUUCAUGUCGUCGGAAAAAGACAAAAUAACUCUCCUGAAUCCAUUAAUAGCUUCUUUUUUAGCGACUUUUUUGUAUGGCAUCUUAUUUUUGGACAUGAUCUGAAUGAUUACGAGUUGAUGCUAUGGUUUGCUCUCUACCACCCACUAUCUUCUAGCCAUGCGUUGGAGUAUUACUGUUAUUACCAUUGCACUGGCACUUGCCUACGCUGCACGAGCAGACCAUGAUCCAGACAAUCCGGACGGCGUAGCAUAUUGGAUUUCCAAACCAGCCUGUGAUUCUUCUCAUUGUGAAAUCGACAUGCACCCCGGAGAUGAUUUGAAGAUCGAAUGGUUAAAUCCUGGAAAAGGUGAAAUUGCAAUUUAUUUUGACCCGGACGAAUGUCAAGAAAAUGAUGAACAUCUUCAUCGAUUCACAAUCAAGGAUAAAAUUGAUUCUCAUCAUGAUAAACAUAAAUGUAAUUCUGCCGGUCAAAAAGGUUGCGGUUCGUUUGAUUGGAAAAUACCAAAGGAUUUUAAACCGGGAAGAUAUUCUGUCGAACUCGUUGGUAUCACGGAUAAGAAGAUGACAAGUUAUUCCGACCUGGUGAAAAUCUUGCCAGGCAAGGGACACAAGCGCAAACAUAAAAGGGUUCUCUUCUAGGAAUAAUACACCCUCAUUCAUAGUCGAACAAUUGCAAUUGGAUAGCAUUC